Wallemia mellicola CBS 633.66 is the source of this 783-nucleotide messenger RNA. RefSeq lists its product as hypothetical. The transcript has 3 exons. Bases 1 to 603 code for a protein of 200 amino acids. NCBI's taxonomy places the organism in Eukaryota, Fungi, Basidiomycota, Wallemiomycetes, Wallemiales, Wallemiaceae. The record is from RefSeq and is a predicted model, not a curated record.
AUGCUGACUAGAAGAUCUACGAAAGAGGAUACUAAGACUAUUGUAUUCGGUAGCGUGAUAGCUACUGGUGCACUAGCUGUUAUUGUGUUUAUCGUCGUAAUUUGCUGGCAAAUUAGGCGAAAAGCGGCGGACUAUGCAGAUGAGGAGAGUAUAGACUACAACCAGACAAGUCCGAAUCAUGCACCUUCCUCUUCUGUCGAAGACAAACAGCGAAGGACUUCAUACAAUUCUAGUCGCUCUAGUGGUAGCUCUUUCUUCAAUAACUCGAGUUCCUGGUUUGAUAGAGAUUUCAGCCAGCUUAUGAACAAAGAUGGUAAUGUAAGUAAAGGCGUACGUUUCAGCGAAAAGUUAGAAUAUGUUAACGACGAUGGUGACUCGCCACUAUCGGAAGAAAAUACUCAUAGGUGGUCAUUUGAGCCAGAUACAAGGAGCUCAUUGGCAUAUUUGAAUCAUUUGCCUCAUAGACCCAAGCCCGUCGCCAAGCAGAACCAUUUGACUUUGAUGAUAGACAAAGAUGUCGUACAAGAUGUUCUACCAGGUUAUUACAAAGAUGAAGAUAGCGUAUACAAUAUCUAUCACGAAAGAUGUAAGAGUUUGAAAUGAUUUCAUCUGUUAAUGAAGAUUGUUUUGGAUCAUGCCAUUAUGCCGAGUAACUAUCCAAUAUUGAUUUUGCAACCGGCGAGUGCAUAUGAAUAUGCAGUAUGAACAAAACAGAAGAGACUCAUGAUAUUUGACUAUACAGAUAAUGUACUUUAUGACGUUUUAAUUUAUUUUAUUAUUCGC